AUAUCGCUCAUGUCAACGGGCUUGGGUCUGCUGUUGGGCUCCAGCUUCAAAGGAUUGCACGCUUUGUACUUGGGACCUCUCACCAUAGGAGUUAUGGUGAUGACUAUGAACCUGGCUGUACAUGGUAAAGAUUACCCAGCCUUUCACGAAUUUUUAAUUUAUGGAAGUUUUAUGAGAUAUGCUUUGGAAGCAACUUUGGUGCCGAUGUUAGGUCUAAAUCGUCCCGACUUUCCUUGUCCAGAGGGAAAUCCUUGUCUAGCAGUGAUUACAAAAGCAAAAUAUAUUCUAAAGUUCAUUGGAUGUUUGGAUAUGGACUAUGGCCGCUCCAUAGCCAUUAUGAGUGGCUGUUCACUAACAUUUAGUUUGUUAGCAUUCUUCAUAUUAAAAUUUCGUCUUAGUUUUAAGCAAAUGUCUAAAAGUAAAAAGUUAAUUUGAACGUAUUGAAUAUCCACCACCAUGGAUAAAGUAACCAUCCUCUUU
This is a messenger RNA of Stomoxys calcitrans (stable fly), 480 nucleotides long. RefSeq lists its product as uncharacterized. The record is from RefSeq and is a predicted model, not a curated record. NCBI's taxonomy places the organism in Eukaryota, Metazoa, Arthropoda, Insecta, Diptera, Muscidae. Bases 10 to 435 code for a protein of 141 amino acids. The transcript has 2 exons.